AUGGGCAUUUCAACUGCAACUAAUCCCCACCAUUUUACCACAAAACUCCCCCAGUACGCCAAAAGGAGAAGCUUCUCCUCCACCUCUUCCUCUUCUAGCCACUCAGCCCCUAAGCGCUUCCUCCUUGCCCUUGUCACCUUCCUCGCCCUCCUCCAUAUCCAAACCCUAACCCACACCCUCAACAACCACCUCAAGCUCCCCCUCUCCUCUUCAUGGCCCCUCGCCUUGUCUCUCCUCCCCGCGGCCGCGCCGUCCGACAUCGCCUUCCUCCCGUUGAAGGACCUCCGCUUCUCCAACACCCCCAUGGACGGUAACACAUGGUUCAUGAGCUCCCUUAACGACACUUAUGAGCCCGGCGAAACCGAACACCUCCGCUUCCCUUCCGACGCCUCCGGAGGCCGCCUGUUGUGCCUUGCAGGCAGCAGCGCGUCGGACGGCACGCGGAACGCGUACGCACUGGCGCCGCCGCAUGGUCUGCGUGGCGUGCGGUUGCUUCGCGGGCUCACGUUCGUAUCAGACACAUACUACGACUACGAGAACCUAUGGCACGGGCUGUCGGCGGUGGUGCCGUUCGCGGCAUGGCACGCGCGCAACGGGUGCGUGCGGCCCGCACGGUGGGUGCUGUACCACCAGGGGGAGCUGCGGACGGGGAUGGGCCCGUGGGUGCGGAAGGUGGCAGAGACAGUGUUCGGGACGGCGAUGCAGAUGGAAACGUUCGAGGGGGGUCAGCCCAGGUGCUUCGAGGAGGCAGUGGUGUUCCGGCACAACGAGGGGUCGAUGACGAAGGAGAAGAAGAAGAGGGUGUACGACAUGUUGCGGUGCAAAGCGAGGGCGUAUUGUAAUGUGAGUAGAGAGGCAGAGAAGGAAUCGAACGAGUUAGAGAAGGUCGUAAUAAGAGUGACGUUGCUGUUGAGGGUGGGGGCGAGGUCGUUUAAGGAUGAUAAGGGGGUGAUAAGCGUGUUCGAGAGGGAGUGUAAGAAGGUGGAGGGGUGUCGCCUCACGGUGGCGAGACCCAACAAUUUGACCUUCUGUGAUCAGGUUAAACUAAUGAGCGAAACGGACAUCCUGGCGUCGCCGCACGGGGCGCAGCUCACGAACAUGUUCUUCAUGGACAGGAACAGCAGCGUCAUGGAGUUCUUCCCUACAGGGUGGCUCAAGCUCGCAGGCCCCGGCCAAAAUGUCUUCCAGUGGCUCGCCAGCUACUCCGGGAUGCAGCACCGAGGGGCCUGGCACGACCCCAACGGCGACCGCUGCCCCUACGCUAACGCCACUGCCCGCUGCAUGAGCUUCCACAAGAACCGCCGCAUCGGGCACAACACGGCGUUCCUCGCCAAUUGGACGUCGACGGUGCUCCGCGAGGAGCACCGUCGCAUGGCGGCCGUCGACCAGGCCAAGCUCAAAGCGAGCCAAGGGCCUUGUCAAUGUGACUAGCUAGCUGAGUUAGCCGACACGGCCGACCUGGGGGCUGGGGAACUAGAGAGCGGAAUUGUAAGAAUUGAAACGUAUAGAGAGAUGUGUCAACAAUAAAGACCUGAACAUAGCUCAGGUCGUACAACGGCCAAAGUCACAAAAGGCAACACAAAAGCGUGUAUAUAACAUGCUGCUUUUAUAGUAAGAGAACCAUUUUAAAAAUUUCUUUUACAAG
This is a messenger RNA of Ananas comosus (pineapple), 1645 nucleotides long. RefSeq lists its product as uncharacterized. Gene Ontology annotation, molecular function: glycosyltransferase activity. The coding region runs from base 1 to 1431 and encodes 476 amino acids. The transcript is spliced from 3 exons. The record is from RefSeq and is a predicted model, not a curated record. Lineage: Eukaryota; Viridiplantae; Streptophyta; Magnoliopsida; Poales; Bromeliaceae.